Rangifer tarandus platyrhynchus (Svalbard reindeer) is the source of this 204-nucleotide messenger RNA. Lineage: Eukaryota; Metazoa; Chordata; Mammalia; Artiodactyla; Cervidae. The record is from the annotation of a GenBank genome assembly.
AUGGAAAAGGCAAGACUGCUCUGUCCAUUGGACCUGCUGUGUGCUGGGGACUUCUCCACAGGAAAGUCCAUCUGCCGAACCCAGGUUCCACACCAGUCUCUGCGGGCUGCCGGCUCAUCCACGCUGGGCACAGCCGUUGUGCCUCCACAGACCUGGUCCCUGGCAUUGUUCCUGCUCGGGACCCUGAGACAGGCCCUGUGGUGA